GCGCUCUGGGUUUGUCUCCCGUUGAGGAGAGACUCUCCACACUUUGCGAAGCUUCCUCACCCCAGCCAGCAGAGAGGAUGAACGGAUUGGAGUCUGGUGUUCCUCCGCGGCGGAUCGUCCUCCAUGCCUCCGUCUGAACGAGGUCCUUUGGUCUGAUGUUUCCCCUCCGAUCCUCAUUUCGGAGAGAAUGCUUCUUCUCAUUUUUGCGACUUUAUUUGGAGUCCUUCUCAACGCAGGAGAUGCCCUUCAGAUCCAGUGCUACCAAUGUGAGGAGAUGAAGCAAAAUGACUGCUCCACGCCGGAGUACAUCGUCAACUGCACCGUCAACGUUCAGGACAUGUGCCAGAAGGAGGUGUUGGUCAAACCCGAUGGAAUACAUUAUCGUAAGUCGUGCGCCUCCUCGGGGGCGUGCCUCAUCUCCUCCUCUGGGUACCAGCAGUUCUGCACCGGCAGGGUGAACUCCGUGUGCAUCUCCUGCUGCAACACCCCCCUCUGCAACGGGCCCCGGAGGAAGCGCCCCACCCCCUCAGCGGCGACGUCCAAUCGGCCUUCUCUCGUCCUCUUCCUCACCUUCCUCCUGCUGCCGCUCCUCCCUGUGACGUAGACUGAGGAGGAGCUCUGCUCUACAAUUCCCCUUGGAGCUGCGAUCCCUGCUGUGAGGUCCUGAAGGAGCAGAUUUGGACACUUUUGAAUCGUCACGCCGUGGAGAGAAACUGUCGAUGUGAUCGAUAAAACCCCGUGAGGAGGAUGGCGCUUUGAAAACCUGGUGAGGCGAAUUCAUGUCGAGCUUUACUGAAUCGUUUAUCGCUGCUGUGGCCGGAGAAGGACCAUCCAAAUCUCAAAUCGUUCCUGUUUGUGAAGUGGAGCGUGUUGUGAGGAAGCGCCUCCGGGGUUCUGGUUAUUAGAUGCUGUAAACUGGUAUUGUGGAAAAUGAUAUAUUUAAGCUAUAUUUUGUGGGCUUCUGUUGGUUUUCUUCCUUGUUAAUAUCGUUGCUGUCAUGAUGAAUCCGGCUUAUAUGAAUUCUCCUGCUGCACAUUCAUGAUCAUAUAUGCAUAUUUCCACUGCCGAACAUAUUAACUCACUCAGAAAUAGGAACAACUAUGUUUUAUUGAUUUCAAAAAGGAAUCUGUUGUCCACAAGGCUGAUUAGAUGAUUUAAUAAUCCAUAUACUCCUUUGGGAAAUUGAAUAUUAAACGGCCUGUGAGUUAAACUCUCACUAGAGAAAUGCUUCAGGGCGAUAUCACUCAUAUUUCCCUUUAAGUUAAUAUUUCUUAGUACUUCAAAUAUUACAAAUAUGCCCAUCAUAGCUUGCAUGUUAAAGCUGUAGACCAAAUAUUCACAUUAUACACCAUGAAAACAAAUUUGGCUUAAUGUAUGGAUUCUAUUCCCAUGGCAACAUGUGUUAUACUUCAGUCUUAAUUAUAAAUGUUUUGUUCUGAAGUUUGAUUUGAUUAUGUGUACAGUAUUAUAUUUAUAUGUACAGAAUGUGCUGUAAACAAAAACAACGCAGACGUUCUCCAACUGUAUUUGAAUGCAACAUUAUUAAUGGUCAAGAAACCGAGGGAAAGCCUUGGUGUACAUUCAUAAAUAUAAUAAGACUUAUUUCUGUUCUGGAAACAGGGAAGAUGGACCAUGUGAUAAAUGUUCAUGGCAGUUGUUGGCUGGUCUUCUGUGAAGAGUCAUUCUGUAUUCUGCUGAAAUGUGAUGGAAAUAAAUGUUGCAGAAAAAAA
Molecule: messenger RNA, 1730 nt
Organism: Trematomus bernacchii (emerald rockcod)
Lineage: Eukaryota; Metazoa; Chordata; Actinopteri; Perciformes; Nototheniidae
Product: ly6/PLAUR domain-containing protein 1-like
Exons: 4
Coding region: 188-604 (138 amino acids)
Biological process (GO): acetylcholine receptor signaling pathway
Molecular function (GO): acetylcholine receptor inhibitor activity
Source: RefSeq, a predicted model, not a curated record